Messenger RNA from Lodderomyces oxycetoniae, 1953 nucleotides. It is a transcript of the gene APG7, whose product is annotated as Apg7p. The record is from RefSeq and is a predicted model, not a curated record. The transcript has a single exon. NCBI's taxonomy places the organism in Eukaryota, Fungi, Ascomycota, Pichiomycetes, Serinales, Debaryomycetaceae. Gene Ontology annotation, molecular function: Atg8 activating enzyme activity; Atg12 activating enzyme activity. The coding region runs from base 1 to 1953 and encodes 650 amino acids. Gene Ontology annotation, cellular component: phagophore assembly site; cytoplasm. Gene Ontology annotation, biological process: piecemeal microautophagy of the nucleus; protein modification by small protein conjugation; cellular response to nitrogen starvation.
AUGUCCACAUUAUCAAAACCUAUGAGGUAUACUUUACCUCAGUCAUUUGUAGACUCUUCAUUUUUCAGCAAGCUUGCCCAAUUGAAAUUGGAAAAAUACAAGCUAGAUUCCACUACGCGAGAUAUCUUUGGUUACCAGUCUUUACCAAGCAAGCUCAACAAGUUCGAUGAUGUUCCUACCGUCAGUUUAGACGAAGAAAGCUUUAACCAAGAUGCAAGCGACCUGACUAAACGUAUAUUGCAGGGCGAGCUAAUCAAUGUCAAUACUAUUGAAGAGUUUAAGAAUAUCAACAAACAAAAUCUUUUAAGUAGCUGGGGCCGAGCUCUUCAAGAGGUUAUAUGGAAGUCCCGAGAUUUUGAUUGUAAACUAUUCUUCAAAUUUGCCAUUUUGAGUUUUUCGGAUUUGAAAAAGUACAAGUUUUAUUACUGGUUGGCUUUUCCCACUUUGCAAAGCAAUUGGACUAAGCUCGAAGAAAAAAAUGUUGAUAAGGAAACGCUUGAACUUAUUGAACCGUACUUGAGUAACUCAGAGGGACAACAACAACAACAACAACAACAACAACAACAAUUUUAUCAGUUUUCCGAAAAGAAGCUUUUCAGCACGUUUGACAUUGCAAAAGACCACACGUUUGUGUUUUUUGACUCUUGCUUAAGUCACGAUAAGCGACCAGCGGCCCAGCUCAAAAACUACUUGUAUUAUUUGGCAUAUAAAGGGUUGAAGACCAUAAAUUUAAUUGUAUAUCGGAACAACGGCUUGUCCUUUCAAAACAUACUAGAACUUGAGCUGGCGGUGCUGCCGGAUGAAUUGAAGGUAGUUGGUUGGGAGAGAACAAGCCAGGGUAAACUAGGUCCCAAAAUGGCCGAUCUAAGCGCUUUGAGCGACCCUCAUGAAUUGGCAGCGCAAGCAGUAGACUUGAACCUCCGGUUGAUGAAAUGGAGAGUGGCACCCGAGCUAGAUCUUGAAAUACUCAAAGCUCAAACAGUUUUGCUUUUGGGUGCAGGCACAUUAGGAAGCUAUGUAGCGCGAGCUUUGCUUGGGUGGGGUUUUAGAGAGAUCAACUUUAUUGAUAAUGGACAGGUUUCAUAUUCCAAUCCAGUGAGGCAACUGCUCUAUAACUUUAAGGACUGCUUUAGUGAUAACGGGCGGGGAGCCACAAAGGCCACAACAGCCGCUGAGAAUUUAAAGAGCAUUUUUCCUGGUGUUAGAACAAGUGGGUUCGACAUUGGAGUUCCGAUGAUAGGACACCCAAUUACAGACGAGGAAACACAGAAAGCGAACUACCAAACUUUAGAACAAUUGUUUGACAAGAGCGAUGUUGUUUUCCUAUUGAUGGACUCUAGAGAAUCGCGAUGGUUGCCUACAGUUAUGGGAGCAGCCAAGGGAAAACUAGUGAUAAAUGCCGCUUUAGGAUUUGAUAGUUAUUUGGUGAUGAGACAUGGCAAUGCCAACCAGCACAAGGAGAACAAAUUAGGUUGCUAUUUUUGCAAUGAUAUAGUAGCUCCCGAGGACAGUUUAUCAGACCGAACACUAGACCAGAUGUGUACGGUAACAAGACCCGGAGGCGCUUUAAUGGCUUCAUCUUUAGCGGUUGAACUAUUGGUGUCUCUUUUGCAGCACCCCAAAGGACAAAACGCAAGCCACAAUGAUUCAUCAUCAUCAUCAUCCAAGUUUGGUACAACGCCGCACCAAAUCAGAGGCUUUUUGAGCAAUUUCACUCAGUCAUUGUUUUUUUCCCCCAGUUACCCAAACUGUUCGGCAUGUUCACCUAGUGUGGUUACAGAGUACCGCCAAAAUGGCUGGGAAUUUGUUAAAAAAUGUUUGAACGAUCCAGAGUACUUGGAAAAUUUGUGUGGAUUGAAAAAGGUGCAAGAGGACGCUGAGUUGGCCAUUAAGCAACUUCUUCCCCAGAUGGACCUCGAUGAGGACGACGAGGACAACGAAUGGCUAAGCUAA